Linnemannia hyalina is the source of this 765-nucleotide messenger RNA. The record is from the annotation of a GenBank genome assembly. NCBI's taxonomy places the organism in Eukaryota, Fungi, Mortierellomycota, Mortierellomycetes, Mortierellales, Mortierellaceae.
AUGUCGAAUUCAUACCAAGCCAUCAAGAUCACCACACGAUCCACAUCUGUCCGUGCCAACGUCGGCGUCUCUAGAACCAUCGAUGCGGGAGGAUCGUCACUUGGGGUGUGCUAUUAUGGCGAGGGCGACGACUAUUCGGGAUGUACGGAGGUAUCAACAGAUAACAAAGGAUGCCUUGUCUCCGGGAGGACAUCAACAGUGACAAAACGCGUGCCCAAGGGAUACGUCAACAGACAGAUCGAGAUCCACGCCAACAAGGACGCUCUCUGCCUCGACUAUGUCGGAUUCUCGUAUGGAUCCGGAGACAUGCACCCCGGGAGCGCCAAGAUUGCAGUGACUGGAGAUAUGACAUUCGAAUGUGGACACCCCUGGGCGUACAGUGGUCGGGACACGAAUGGGUUCCAGCACAAGUGUCUGUCCAUCGGCAACGUCGAGAACCUAAACUAUACCAACACAUAUAGCUUCAGAGUCGAGGAACUAUGGUUGUCGACCGAGGCCCUUCGUCAGACGGAUGACUUGAAGAGCGUGCCGAAUACGGUCCGGUAUGCGUGUAAUUACAUGUAUAGCUGGAGACGUCAGGACCUGCCAAAGACGAACCCUGACUGUGGACAGUAUGAUAACAGGUUUGGCCAGGGGGCGGAUGGGCCGGGGAGGAAGAAGUAUAUUUCGGAGGAGGUGCAUCUGGCGAACCUGCGUGUCAACCCCAACUAUGUUGGAAACCCCGUUGUCAAUGGUACUGUUGAGAUCGACACCAACUAUGUGUAA